AUGUCUCAUCGUAAAUUCUCCGCGCCUACCCAUGGCUCUAUGGCGUUCUACCCCAAGAAGCGAUCAGCUCGCCAUCGUGGUAAGGUUAAGGCCUUCCCCAAGGAUGAUGACAGCAAACCAGUGCAUUUAACAUGCUUCAUUGGUUACAAAGCUGGUAUGACACACAUCGUUCGUGAAGCGGCCCGUCCUGGAUCCAAGAUCAAUAAGAAGGAGGUUGUUGAAGCCGUAACUGUUUUGGAAACUCCACCAAUGAUUGUUGUUGGUGCUGUAGGUUACAUUGAGACUCCCUACGGUCUCCGUGCUCUCGUCAAUGUAUGGGCACAACACUUAUCCGAGGAGUGCCGUCGCCGUUUCUACAAGAACUGGUACAAAUCAAAGAAGAAGGCUUUCACCAAAUCCAGCAAGAAAUGGGAAGUUGAUUUGGGCAAGAAGAGCAUUGAAAAUGACUUCCGCAAGAUGCUCCGUUACUGCAAGGUCAUCCGCGUUAUUGCUCAUUCACAGAUCCGUUUGAUUAAGCAACGCCAAGAGAAGGCCCAUAUCAUGGAAGUCCAAUUGAACGGUGGUUCUAUUGAAGAUAAGGUUAAAUGGGUUCGUGAGAACUUGGAGAAACCUGUGCAAGUAAGCAAUGUCUUCGGACAGGAUGAGAUGAUUGAUUGCGUUGGUGUUAUCAAAGGUAAAAGUUUCAAGGGUGUUACUGCUCGUUGGCACGCCAAGAAAUUGCCACGUAAGACGCACAAGGGUCUGCGCAAGGUUGCUUAUAUUGGAGCCUGGCAUCCAUUCCGUGUGUCCUUCACCGUCGCACGUGCCGGUCAAAAGGGUUACCAUCACCGUACCGAAAUCAACAAGAGCAAGGUUAUCAAAAAUAACGCCUCCACCGAGUACGAUUUCACCGAUAAGAGCAUUACACCCAUGGGUGGUUUCCCCCAUUAUGGUGAAGUCACCAAUGACUUCGUCAUGCUCAAGGGUUGUUGYAUUGGCUCCAAGAAGCGUGUGCUCACACUCCGCAAGUCUUUGCUGAAACACACCAAGCGCUCUGCUUUGGAACAAAUCAAACUCAAGUUCMUCGACACAUCGUCGAAGAUGGGUCAUGGUCGUUUCCAAACCCCAGCCGACAAAUUGGCAUUCAUGGGUCCACUCAAGAAGGAUCGCAUCAAGGAGGAGGUUGCCGCCGCUGGUGCUGCCACCACUUCGGCGACCGCAUAAAUGUAAAUUUCUGUUUGUUAAUUGUAUUAACACUUCAUUACCACAUUGAUUGUGGUAUAAAAUAAAAUAAAUAGUAAA
This is a messenger RNA of Bactrocera latifrons, 1281 nucleotides long. RefSeq names its product 60S ribosomal protein L3-like. Gene Ontology annotation, biological process: ribosomal large subunit assembly; translation. Lineage: Eukaryota; Metazoa; Arthropoda; Insecta; Diptera; Tephritidae. Gene Ontology annotation, molecular function: RNA binding; structural constituent of ribosome. Gene Ontology annotation, cellular component: ribosome; cytosolic large ribosomal subunit. The record is from RefSeq and is a predicted model, not a curated record.